GUAGGGCAUUGAAUUUUUGUGCAACUACUAACCAACCAGAGCUCUAUAAAUUGAUGACAUAUUUUAAUACUUUAUUUCAUUUUUACAUUAUUUAAGAACCUUUUAAUGCAAAAUGUGAGGGGUUUUAGUUGAAAUUCAUAUUGAAAACGAAUUUGCUACAGCGACCCAAUGUAAAUAAAACCAAACCAUGACCUUUCCACUUUUAACAAAGCUUCUCCUGAGUGGGAGAUAGUUAUGUGGGAGAAUUUAUGCUCAGAUGUCCAAUCAGAGAAGCUGACAGAACGUGGUUACAGGGGAACUGAAUGUGAAAAAAGAUAUAAGAAAGACUUGACUAGACAUUUUUUUUAUGAUUAUUUUAUAUGCUAAUUUAAAUUGGAAUUAAACAACAUAGGAGAACAACCAUUAACCGUAUCCUAUUUAUUUUUAAACUACCGAUUGGUGGCGUGAUUGGUGUUACGGAGAGGUUUCAGUCAAGUUUUCUUUUACAGGUCAGGCAAUACACAGAGCCUAGAUUGAUGUGUAUGGCACAAUAAGCAGCCACACCAUGAGUGGGGAGCCUGAUGCGUUGGCUAUCGUGAAUCAGCUGCGGGACCUGGCAGCUGACCCCCUCAACAGGCGAGCCAUUGUCCAGGAUCAAGGAUGCUUACCAGGCCUUAUUUUAUUUUUGGAUCAGCCUAACCCUCAGGUUGUCUACUCUGCACUUCUGGCUGUGCGCUAUUUAGCAGAAUGUCGUUCCAACAGAGAGAAGAUGAGAUGCGAGCUUGGCAUGAUGCAGAGCCUAGAGAAUGUGAUGAAAAAAACAACGACACCUGGAGAAACAAAGUUGUUGGCCUCAGAAAUCUAUGAAAUCCUUAAGUCUUCCAGCAACGCAGGGACAGACCAGGCUGAACAGGCCAGCUACAGACGCAAGACUCAGUUCUUCCUUGGAGCCACGAACAAGCGUGCCAAAACUGUGGUUUUACAUAUAGAUGGUCUUGAUGAUGCUGCCCGUAGAAGUCUUUGCGAAGAGGCAUUGCUGAAGAUUAAGGGAGUCAUUAGCUUCACAUUUCAGAUGACAGUGAAGAGAUGCAUUGUUAGGAUCAGGUCAGAUUUAAAAGCUGAGGCACUUGGCACUGCAAUUGCUUCAACCAAAAUAAUGAAAGCACAGCAAAUAGUAAAAGGUGAAGAUGGAGAUGAGGUCAUGAUCUCUUUUGAAGAAGAUGCCCCUGUCGAGGUUGAGCAGAACACAGACCUGCCUGAUUAUUUGCCGGAGGAGGAAAGCCCCUCGAAGGAGCUGGACAAAGCAGUUUCCCGCGUGGGGACCAAGCAGGACGCAAGCGGCUGGCUCAACACAGCAGCAAACUUUUUAACCAGGUCCUUCUACUGGUGACGGAAGGGUUAGGCCGGGAGCAACUGUACAUUAUUUAGAAGUAGCUGGGUUUCCUUUGGAGCGAUGGACUGCCUAGUGCAAUUUGCAAUAAUAUAUUGCUGUGCGUUUAGAUACUCACCAUACACUUCUGUAUCUAUCUAGCUAUCGGUAAAUAUGCUGCAUUUGUUUUUUUCUCUACUAAGAAUUUAUGCUGUCAACAAAAUGCACAGUUAUUCUAAAUUUGCCUUUUUUUUUUUUUCUGUGCCCUUUUUGGUUAAUAACUGGUCCAUAUUUGUAACCAAAUAAAAUGGCUUGUGACAUUGAAGAUUUAUCACAAGGAUUUUUGGGGGAAUCUAAAAACAUUACCCAGGGCGCUACUUUUUCCUGUUUUACUUAAUUGAGGACCUAGAUACAUAAUGCAAUUUGAAGGGUGUUUUUGUGCAUGAAUUAUAACCGCUCUGUUUUGUUUUGAUCAGCCUUUCCUCAUUUUACCAAUGCUUUGAUUUACCCCAAGAGUAUUUACAAACUGCAUUAUAUUUUGUUGCUGUUUGGAUUGGUCAGGCUGUACUGUAUUUUAAUGUUUAUUGCUGUCUGCCUUUUUUGUUUUGU
Messenger RNA from Polyodon spathula (Mississippi paddlefish), 1957 nucleotides. RefSeq names its product armadillo repeat-containing protein 1-like. The record is from RefSeq and is a predicted model, not a curated record. The transcript has 7 exons. The coding region runs from base 545 to 1369 and encodes 274 amino acids. Gene Ontology annotation, molecular function: metal ion binding. NCBI's taxonomy places the organism in Eukaryota, Metazoa, Chordata, Actinopteri, Acipenseriformes, Polyodontidae.